AAUGAGCAAUUAUCUAAGUAGCAGUAUUUUUGAGUCGCUGAAUGGUUUGAAUGAUUUCAUAUACAUAAAAAGAAUCUUAAACACAAAUGCAAGUACAUUGGAUGUGGCUUCCAGAAUUUGUCUACAGCACAGCCCCCUUCCAAUUUUUAGGAUGGCACUCCUACAUUUCACGCUGUCAAAGUUGUUGAUGGAUAAAAGAAUUCGUGACUUUGUUAUUUGAAGUACAUCUUGUUCAGUCUCCUUUCCAUUCAGCCAAGCACGAGUAAGAAAAAAGAUGGCUGGACACAAAAUUUGUUUGGCUGUGCUUUUAAGUUGUUUUUUGGUCUUUUUCUCAGCUGCUGCUUCGGGAGAAACAUCAGAGAGAGCAAGAGAAGCAUCCUACAGUUCGUGGACAGAUGACUUUGUAUAUUGGUGGAGUUAUGCAAGAAUACCUCUCUUUACUUUUGUCAUGGGAAGUUUUGGAAUGACUUGGUAUUUUCUUUUGAAGUACCAAAAUGUAAAUGGUCAAAAAGCAUCUACCACUUCACUCAAAGAUGAUCCUGAAAAGAUAAAGAAAAAUCAAAGUGAUGUAGAUGAAUUAAAGAGGGUGAAAAUAUUCUAUGGUACACAAACUGGGACUGCAAAGGAAUUUGCAGAAGCUUUAAGGCUCAAGUUUGAUGAAGCAUCUUAUGCAACAGAAGUUUAUAAUAUGUCUGAAUAUGAUCCUGAGGAUAAACUUGUUGACGAGAUUGAGAAAGAAAUUUUGUUCAUUUUCGUCAUUUCAACAUAUACAAAUGGAGAAGCCCCUGAGUCAGCAAAAUGGUUUUAUAAAUACAUUGUGGAAUCUAGUGACGACUGCAGAAUGCCUAAAGGUUUACUGGGUGGAUUAAAAUAUGCAGUGUUUGGGCUUGGCAAUUCCCUUUAUGAAAAUAAUUUCAAUCUAGCCGCAAAGACAUUGGAUAAAUCAAUGCACAAACUCUCUGGGAUUAAAAUCUUCCCUACUGGUCUUGGUGAUGAAAAUCUUGCAAAUAGCAAAAAUGGUGGGUUGGAAGGCGAUUUCAACUCGUGGAUGGAGUCGUUGCUGCUGUUCCUAACAGUUAGAAGGGUUCAGUCAGAAAGAAAGACAGAGAAUUGUAAAAAAGAAGAUGGAGAUUGUUGCAAAGAAGACCAAUGUUGCAAAGAAGAUAAAUGUUGCAAAGAAGACCAAUGUUGCAAAGAAAGUAACAGUGAAGAGGUACUUUAUGAAUCUUCAACCGAUGAUGAAGACGGAGACGAUGAAGAAGUAGUCGAUGUAGAAGAUCUCGGAAAAAUGGCGAAUAAAUUGAAAGAAGCAAAGGUGGGAAAAACAAUCAAUACUGAUGGCGUGAGAGCAAGAAAAACAAAGCAAAGAAAAAAGAAGGCAGAAGAAUCUACAGUCCCAGCAGACGCAAAGGAAAUGGUGACACCGCUAAUUCGUAAAAAUCUAGAAAAGCAAGGUUAUAAAGUUGUUGGCUCACACUCUGGAGUCAAAAUUUGUCGCUGGACAAAGGCAAUGCUCCGUGGACGGGGUGGCUGUUAUAAGCACACAUUUUACGGCAUCAAUAGUCAUCAAUGUAUGGAAACAACCCCAAGCCUUGCCUGUGCCAACAAGUGUGUUUUCUGUUGGAGGCAUCACACAAACCCAGUUGGGACUGAAUGGCGCUGGCAAAUGGAUGAUCCAGAUUUGAUUGUCGAUGGAGCGAUGCAGAACCAUUAUAAUAUGAUCAAACAAUUCCGAGGUGUACCUGGCGUUUUACUCGAAAGAUUUCAGGAAGGGAUGCAAAUUCAGCAUUGUGCUCUGUCUCUUGUUGGUGAACCAAUUAUGUACCCGAAGAUAAACGAAAUGGUCGAUCUUCUUCACAGCAAGAAGAUAUCUUCGUUUCUCGUUACAAAUGCGCAGUUUCCUGAUGCCAUAAGAACUCUGAAACCAGUCACUCAACUAUAUGUUAGCGUGGACGCGAGUGACAAGGACAGCCUCAAGAAAAUCGAUAGGCCCUUGUUUAGAGAUUAUUGGCAGAGGUUUAUCGACAGUCUCAAGGCGUUGAAUGAGAAGGGACAGAGAACCGUUUAUCGUCUGACAUUGGUGAAGUCAUUCAAUACAGAUGAAAUCGAGGGCUAUGCCAAACUUGUUGAAAUCGGAAAUCCAAGCUUUAUCGAAGUUAAGGGUGUCACAUAUUGUGGAGAAUCAAAGGCAUCUACUCUAACAAUGAAGAAUGUCCCUUGGCACCAAGAGGUUGUUGAUUUUGUGAACGCAUUGUGCGAGAAAAUUCCAGAAUAUGAACUAGCUUCAGAACACGAGCAUUCAAACUGCGUUCUUCUUGCACACAAACGGUUCAAAAUCAACGAUGUAUGGCACACGUGGAUUGACUACCCAAAAUUCCACGAUUUGAUGUCGAAAUACGAUGCAACGAAUGGACGCGAGGCCUUCAGUGACAUGGACUAUAUCGCGCCAACCCCACACUGGGCCGUUUUUGGUGACGUCAAUCGUGGCUUUGACCCCAAAGAGACAAGGUUCUAUCGUAAGAAGAGGAAAGACAUAUCAGGAUGUUAAGAUCUGUUAGAAUAAUUCGCGUAAGUUUGUUUAAAUUCCACUUUGCGUUUAUCUUUUCGUUUGAAGGGCCUAGAUUAAGUUACGAGGAUUUAUUUGUCAAAGUUAUGACUUUUAAUAAAAUUUAAAAAGAGCGUUUUUGAUGAUAUUGCUUUAAAAAGUAAUUUUUAUUAUUUUAUUUCCUUUGAGCGGUUAUGCUGUAAAACUCUCUUCUAGCAAGGAAGCCGUAAAAAACUUCCUACUUGCUAGCCUUAACGAUAAAAGACCAUAAUUGUUUUGGGCCUUCUAGACUUGGUACUUUUUAGCAUUAAUAUGCGGGCAAUAACAGUAAUUCCCUGUAGUAGAUCAUAACAUAUUAUUCUUACUUGUAUGACCAUCUCAAA
Rhopilema esculentum is the source of this 2928-nucleotide messenger RNA. RefSeq names its product S-adenosyl-L-methionine-dependent tRNA 4-demethylwyosine synthase TYW1. Gene Ontology annotation, biological process: wybutosine biosynthetic process. Gene Ontology annotation, molecular function: 4 iron, 4 sulfur cluster binding; FMN binding; catalytic activity. Lineage: Eukaryota; Metazoa; Cnidaria; Scyphozoa; Rhizostomeae; Rhizostomatidae. The record is from RefSeq and is a predicted model, not a curated record.